UUUAACUUUGAGUUUAUGGAGGCUGCAGUCGUGGAAAAUGAAGAUCUCCUCCGUGAUCUUCGCUCUGCUGACUCGAGCGCUGCUUGGAGAUUUGUCUUUGGCCAUCAACGUCACCAUCACCCCUUCCCCCUUCACGGUGGCCCAGGAGGGUCAGAAUGUCACCCUCUCCUGCGUCGUGUCCCAGCGGCGGCGCAACGCCGCCCUGCCGGUGGUGAAGUGGACCUUCCUGCCCAUGGGCGCCGACCGGCCGGAGGACGAGCUCCUCGUCGCCCGCGUCAACAUGAGGAAGGCCCGAUUCUACGGCAACUACACCAAGAGUUUCCCGUGGCCCAAGCUGAAGCUGUUGGUGGUGAAGCAGGGGAAGAUAUUUGACCUGGUGGUCUUGAACGUGUCCGAGGGCGACCGGGGGCUCUACGUGUGCCGGGUGCAGGAGUUCAGAAAGCACCAGGACCGCUGGAAGGCCUCGUCCAACUGCACCGCCACGACUGAGCUCCGAGUGCAUGUCAUACCGGCCCCCAAGGCCAAAGAGAACUUGUGGAGUUUGUUCGAAGACGUGUACCUGUGUGCGGUGCUGAUCUGCUCCGUGGGCCUGCUGUGUAUGUGCAUGUUCACGGUCACGGUAACCUGCCAGUACAUACAGAGGAAGCAGAGGUUAAAAGAUAAUUACCUGCUGGUCAACAGCCCUCACAGCAGCUCGGGGGAGACGGUCACCAGCGUGAUCAACGGUUCUCCCGCUCUGCCGAGGAAGGAGAGGAGGUACCGGAAGAAGAGGAGCAGAGAUUACCACGACCAGAUUCCACCGGAGAUCCCGGCUAAAGUUCCCAUUGGAGACAAAACACGGAAACCCAAACUUUUAAAAGCCCAACCACGGAUACUAGUGUUGCCGAAGAUCGUGGAGGAGAAUCUGACCUACGCGGAGCUGGAUCUGGUGAAGCCGAUUCCGGACGCCGUGGCGUCGUGCAGCGGCACCGUGUACGCCCAGAUACAGUUCGGGGAGCAGCAGCUCUGAGAUAAACGCACACAAACGCCACUAAUACCUGUGCCUUAUGUAUCAAAAAAACUAAAAAAAGGAUUGUCUAUUUAUAGCCUGAGAUAGUUUGCAUUCAAACGCUUCGUGAAGACUGAAAAUGUUGACACGAUGUUGUAAAUAUGUUUUUUUUCUUUUUUUAAAUGUGCCUUGGGGCGACUUCCUUUCAUGAGACCAGGAUGCAAAGAGGAAAGAGAAAUGUUUUUUUGCACGCUGGUCGUAUUUCAUGUAGAACUGUUUAUUUUUCGUGUGUAGCUUCAAACUUGGGACACGAUACGAGACUCAGAACCAGAGUUCAGAGGGGAGAUUGGAGAUUUUAAUUAGCAGAUGUAACUAUUAAGUAUGGAGAGCCAGGAGGUGAUUAGCUUAGCUUAGCACGAAGAAUGGAAAGCUUGGGGAAACAGCUGCCGUGUCUCUAGCUAGCUGGCUAACAUGACGAAAUGCAGGCGCUGUACCUGUUGUUGUUUUCCUUUUCUUUAUUCAUAAUUAAGAACAUGCACAGAAACCUCCCUCAACCACUGAUGAUUGUAUUUUACAUUUCUGUGUUUCUCGUGAGCUUUUCGAGAUGUACGUCGUCAACGUCGUUCACUAAGCUAAGCUAAUCGCCUCUAAGCUCUCGUCUAAGCCAAUUCCCAAAAUGUUGAAAUAUUCUUUUAAAAACGCCCUUUAUAUAUACAAAUGAUUUUAGAUGCGAACACUUUGAUUCACUUAAACACAUAUAAACCUAUAAUACUGUUUUCUGAGAUGUCCUUCGGUCUUUGAGCUCAACUGUGGGAAGCUAACGGUGAUGGAUCGAGUGUGUUCCCGGGGUUAUCUGCACCGGGAGUUCAGUGUGUCUCUGUGUCGGCCUGUUUUAAUGACCACAACCCCACAGAGUUGAUAUCAGAGUCGCAAUUACACCCGUUUCAUCUGGUGCCAACGUCAACUUAACGGGCUAUUAGCGACACAAACAUUAGCAUGCAAAGGUGGAGUUAGACGGAGGCCAAACAUCCCCGUCGGCCUUGAAUCCAAAAAGGCUGCAAACUAUUUACAGACGGGGACAAACUGAAGAAGUCUGGACAGUUUCACUUUGAUGCCUUCAGGCGACUUGAACUCUGACGGUGAUUUGUGUUGUUGUUGGAAGCCGUAUCGGCUGUAAUCCCAUUACCUUCGGACGGUCUUCUCACUUUCCGUGAAUGUGAGCGUGACAUUGCUUAAGCCUUCUUCUUUUUUCUACAUUUAAUGAUCCUUCUGGAUUCAGCCAUGGAAAAAGAAAUGGAGAGUUUUUUUUGUUUUUUAAUGGUGAACUUGAAACCCAGACACAAAGGCACUGGAUCCCUCCCUUCCCCCAAGACCUCCUCCACCUCAUGUGGAGUUAUCCAUAAAGAUGGAGCCUGUGACGUCAAACCUUCAACGACCAAAAGAUUAACCAGCUCACCCGGCUAGUUAUCUAGUAGUUAGAGAGUAUUUAGCUAACGGGUAAAGUUAUUUGACUCGUCUGCAAAACAUGUAGGUAUGUGACUGGUGUAUUUGGGAAGUAAACUCCUAUGAUUAGCCGGCUAACAGCUGAUGUAUACGCACAUGGCCUUCAUUGGAUUGUUGAGUCUCCGGUUACAAAAAGACAGAAGUUGUCCACGUCUGUUUUUAAAAAUUAAGGAAAAGUGAAAUUAGCCUCAAUCUUCCAAAAUGGCUACCGGCCAGAUAACGCUUAAGAACUAAUUAUCGGUUCUUUUUGCCCAUAUGUCACAUUUUAAUCCUCCAUUAUUUUUCCAUUGCUGGUUUCUUAUGUACUUCAGUGUGUGAAAUGACUAAAAACGACCUUUCAGUGGGCAGAAGUGUCUUUAAAAAAAUGCCCUUUUGAACUGUGAAAUGUAAAGUUUCUUCCAGACCACAUUGUCCGUAACGGGAGUCGACUAACGACAACCAUGUGUGUGAACUGUGCCUCUCCCUCUCCCUCUCUUUUCCCUCUCUCCCUCUCCUCUCCCUCUCCCUCUCCUUUCCCCCUCUCUCUCCGUGACCUCUACGCUCAUCAACAUUCCAGCAUUUCUUCUCUUAUAUUUUGUUUUGUGCAUUUUUUUUGUACCUGUACAAAGUGUUGUGAAAAUAAAUGUACAAUGUGGGACGUGA
Pseudoliparis swirei is the source of this 3133-nucleotide messenger RNA. It is a transcript of the gene vstm4b, whose product is annotated as V-set and transmembrane domain containing 4b. Bases 38 to 1009 code for a protein of 323 amino acids. The record is from RefSeq and is a predicted model, not a curated record. NCBI's taxonomy places the organism in Eukaryota, Metazoa, Chordata, Actinopteri, Perciformes, Liparidae. The transcript has 8 exons.